This is a messenger RNA of Parastagonospora nodorum SN15, 2272 nucleotides long. RefSeq lists its product as hypothetical. The record is from RefSeq and is a predicted model, not a curated record. The transcript is spliced from 8 exons. Gene Ontology annotation, biological process: regulation of DNA-templated transcription; DNA-templated transcription. The coding region runs from base 104 to 2272 and encodes 722 amino acids. Lineage: Eukaryota; Fungi; Ascomycota; Dothideomycetes; Pleosporales; Phaeosphaeriaceae. Gene Ontology annotation, cellular component: nucleus. Gene Ontology annotation, molecular function: DNA-binding transcription factor activity, RNA polymerase II-specific; zinc ion binding; DNA binding.
GGCACGCCGUGAUCCCUUCCAAGCUCGGCCGACGAGUGAGAUACUUCAGUCGCUGAUCUAUCUCAUUUUCAACUGAACGUUAAACUUUGCGCUGAAUGCGAACAUGAAUGCGGAACCAAACCAUCACGAUGUACCGCCUAGCCGGCGCAGACCAAAGCCUACCUUAUCCUGUACACUUUGUAGGCGAAGGAAGCUAAAAUGCGAUCGGCAACAGCCAUGCAAAACUUGCAUUGACAGAGGUCUGUCAUUUUCUUGCACAUUUGCACGAAAUGUUCCGCCCCCUCAAGAGUCCAGAGCCCCUAAUGGCAUUCACGAUCGGAUCACUCAGCUCGAGCAGCUUGUAACUUCACUCAUGGGAAGUAAGGACCGAGAACAAACGAGUCCCGUAUUCUCCGUUGCUUCUUUGCCAGACCCCACGAGUGAGAGUAUCAAGACCGAGAUUCCUGGCACGCCCGAUCGUGUUAAGAUAAGUGAUGAAACCACGACCUACACGAACAGCGGCCACUGGACAAGUAUUUUAGAUGGAAUCUCGGAGCUCAAAGAACAUCUCGAUCAAAUUCCCACAUCUGCCCAUGCCCAAGACAACAACGUGGGAGACAUACCUGGUCCCGAUAUUCUCUUUGGCCGCCAACGACAUGCAACCAAGCAAGAGUUGCUUGCUGCUUUGCCUCGUAGAUCUGAAGCCGACCAGCUGGUCGCGAAUUAUUUUGAGUCGAUGAUGACAGCUCCAACUUCCUCAGACAAGUCAGCAAUGCCUUUCCUUUAUGAGAAAUUCUGGACACAUCCUUUCGAAGUCUCUACCAUGUGGCUGGGCCUCUUGUAUUCAGUCCUCUGUAUCGGCGCGACGUUCCAAUUGUCAGAUCCCGAAAGUUACGGGACCAGUGCUCCAGUCGACUCGCUGAACACAGCUCGCAUCGACUUCUAUCGCGAGAAAAUAGUUCAAGCAAUGAUCCUGGCAAACUAUACCAAGUGUCCACCAUGGACAGUUGAAACGAUGAUUGCAUACUUUGGUACUGAGUUUACGCGAUCUUCUGAUACACAAUUCAGUUCGUUUGUUCUCGUCGGAAUGAUCGUACGCAUUGCGCUUAGGAUGGGUUACCAUCGGGAGCCUUCGCGUUUCGCCAACAUCUCGCCGUUCCAAGCGGAACUGCGACGCAGAGCAUGGUUAGUCAUCAUAGCAAUCGAUCUCGUCUCGUCGGCGCAAGUGGGCCUACCGAGGAUGAUGCAACCAUUCAUGUACGACACGCAAGAGCCUCGAAACCUUGAGGAGGAAGAUUUGCACGAAGAUCUUGCCGAGCUUCCUCCGUCAAAGCCAGAGACGAUGUUGACACCACUAUUGUACGCAAUUAUCACGACAAGAGUGCGAACGGUACACGCGAAAGUUAUGGACCUGAUGAACGCGACGUCGCAGCCGCCUUAUCGAGAUUUCAUGCAUGUGGACUCGUUGCUGCGGCAUGUAUACGAUAAUUUACCACCCGCGACUCAGGCCUUGGCUUCCGAGGAUUUUGACAUGGCCACAGAUCCGACAUCAUUGCGACGUCUCUACAUAGGCUUAUCAUUCCUGAAAGCCGAACUCAUGCUACACAGACCCUUCCACUUGCCCGGGCGCACAGAUCCUAAAUAUGACUACUCGCGGAGAGUAUGCUUAAAUGCAGCAUGCUCGAUGUCGAAAUUCAGCCAGGCGGAAAAGCUCUGGACACCUGGCUGGCAGAUCUUCACUAUGAGUUGGUACAUGUCAUCCAUAGUGGCUUCAGACUUCCUGCUGGCUACGACAGUUUUGAUCCUGGAUCUUGACGAAGACUUGACGGCUCCGUCCCCACUCACAUACAAUGGUUCAACAAGUGGACUAAGACUCGAUCGUGGACCACCAUCUCGUCAGCAUAUCACUGAGCGUCUUCGUGGAGCGCAAAGAAUAUGGAAGAAGGCCAGUAAGAGAUCGCAUGAAGCCAGAAAAGCUGCAGAAGCGAUCAGAUUGGUUCUUAGCAAGGCAGAUGCCAGUGAGCAUGGCACUGGUGAAGCUCCCAAAUCGCAAAUAGUGACUUCACAGCCGGACCUGGUUUCGCCUGCACCAUCAUGGGACUUGAACGACUUCACUGAUGAAGCCUCAAGUCGCAACGUUUUUGGCAUGGAUGCCAUGUACGCGAAUCCCUUUACAGUGAACGACAUGCCGAUGGAUCUAGGCCCUUACUCGGACACUUUCAACUGGAACGCGUUCCCGUCCAAUGGCCAGCUGUAUCCGUACGAGCAACAGCCGCAGCCGCCUUUCCAAUGA